This is a messenger RNA of Dovyalis caffra, 1281 nucleotides long. Lineage: Eukaryota; Viridiplantae; Streptophyta; Magnoliopsida; Malpighiales; Salicaceae. The record is from the annotation of a GenBank genome assembly.
AUGGGCGAGUCAAGUGACUCAGUGUCGGUGCAUAUUGACAUGCUUUCUUUUGGAGGGAAGGAGCAUUUGGUGAAAACAAGCAGAGGUUCAAUCUCUGUGUAUGUUUGUGGUGAUCUAGAGAAGCCUGCUUUGAUAACUUACCCUGAUGUUGCUCUUAAUUCUAUGACUUGUUUCCAAGGCCUCUUGUUUAGCCCGGAUGCAGCUUCUUUGUUGCUCCAUAACUUCUGCAUAUAUCACAUUGAUGCCCCAGGGCAUGAGUUGGGAGCUGAUGUCAUUUCUUCAGAUGUUCCAUUACUUAGUGUUGAUGACUUAGCAGACCAAGUUGCUGAAGUACUCGAUUUCUUCGGGCUGAAACAGGUUAUGUGCUUAGGCGUAAUGGCUGGUGCUUACAUCCUCACACUUUUUGCUAUGAAAUAUCAAGAACGGGUGCUGGGGCUAAUUCUUGUUUCCCCUAUUUGCAAAGCAACUUCCUGGACUGAAUGGUUUUACAAUAAGGUGUUGAUGAACUUGUUAUACUUCUAUGGAAUGUGUGGAAUAUUGAAGGAAUGCCUUCUCCAGCGUUACUUCAGUAAGGAAAUUAGGUGCAGUGUGCAAGGCGCAGAAUCAGACAUCAUUCAAGCUUGUAGAAGGUUGCUGGAUGAAAGACAGAGUUUGAAUGUAAUGCGCUUUCUUCAAGCAAUCAAUGAGAGAUAUGACCUUACAGAGGGCUUGAAGAAUUUGCAGUGCAGGACGCUUAUUUUUGUGGGUGAAAGUAGUCAAUUUCAUGAUGAAUCAGUAUACAUGAGUACCAAAAUGGGCAAGAAAACCUGUGCUCUUGUUGAGGUUGAAGCAUGUGGUUCAUUGGUCACUGAAGAGCACCCAUAUGCCAUGAUAAUUCCGAUAGAGUUCUUUCUAAUGGGAUUUGGGUACUACAGACAACCAUAUUUUGCUUCCUCAUCAAGCAAUGGCUCCAACCCUACUAGUCCUUCAAGCCACAGCUGUAUAGCGCCAGAACUCCUCUCCCCGAGAGUUUGGGUAUCAAGCUCAAACCAAUCAAAACCCAUCGACAUUGAUGUUGAACAGGACAAUUUCUAUCCAGCAGAAGAAACAAAAAUUGGAAAGGUCAUGGUGCUCCGACCUCCUGAUGAUUUCCUGACAAGGAUUUUUUCCAAAUUGUCUCUGGUAGAUCACAUUCAAUUUGACGCUGUUUGCAAGAACUGGGAGCAACUAAGUAAACGUAUUAGACCUGCGGACAAGUUACCAUGGCGACUGCUUUAUGAUUGGAGAGAGUCUGAUGAAUGA